Messenger RNA from Rattus rattus (black rat), 835 nucleotides. RefSeq names its product receptor activity modifying protein 1 (gene Ramp1). The coding region runs from base 80 to 526 and encodes 148 amino acids. Gene Ontology annotation, cellular component: membrane; cell surface; signaling receptor complex. Lineage: Eukaryota; Metazoa; Chordata; Mammalia; Rodentia; Muridae. The record is from RefSeq and is a predicted model, not a curated record. Gene Ontology annotation, biological process: receptor internalization; calcium ion transport; protein localization to plasma membrane. Gene Ontology annotation, molecular function: coreceptor activity. The transcript has 3 exons.
UCCCUAGCUCCCGCCCCCGGCGCGUCUCCAGCGGGCGCAGAGCUCCGCAAGGCGCAGGGACGGCGGGGCUCUGCUUGCCAUGGCCCCGGGCCUGCGGGGCCUCCCGCGGCGCGGCCUCUGGCUGCUGCUGGCUCAUCAUCUCUUCAUGGUCACUGCCUGCCGGGACCCUGACUAUGGUACUCUCAUCCAGGAGCUGUGUCUCAGCCGCUUCAAAGAGGACAUGGAGACCAUCGGGAAGACUCUGUGGUGUGACUGGGGAAAGACCAUAGGGAGCUAUGGGGAGCUCACUCACUGCACCAAGCUCGUGGCAAACAAGAUUGGCUGUUUCUGGCCCAAUCCAGAAGUGGACAAGUUCUUCAUUGCUGUCCACCACCGCUACUUCAGCAAGUGCCCGGUCUCCGGCAGGGCCCUGCGGGACCCUCCCAACAGCAUCCUCUGCCCUUUCAUUGUGCUCCCCAUUACGGUCACACUGCUCGUGACUGCCCUGGUGGUCUGGAGGAGCAAGCGCACAGAGGGCAUCGUGUAGGUGUCCCAGGUGAUAGGGGAUUGGGGAACCAUGGGCCUGGCCCAGCAACAGCAUCAGGGACAGACCCCGCAUUGCAUCCUGCCUAGUUAGCACAGGAUUUGAAAGCAGCUCUGCAUUACACUGAACCUGGCCCAGCCAGAGGCUUCUAGCAGGGGAGCAGGGCCUGGCUCUGUUUACCUCUGAAAGCGCGCUAAGCGCCAGGUCUCUGGUAUACUUCAUCACCACUGUGGGCAUUCCGACCUCUGAGGAAGACUGCACAGAUGUGUUUGUGGAUGCAUAUUGUGAUUAAACGAGUGUUCUUAAACUUGG